AUGCGCUACUCUCUGUUGGCCAGCCUCGUCAUUGGCGCGUCCAUGACGCUCGCCCACCCUCACGCCCGCGACCACCGUGAUGCCUACAAGGCCAGCUUGAACAAGCGCUCGCUGGAUCUCAACCAGUACCGUACUGGAUCCAACGCCAUCUACAAGCCCGCCAGCGUGAACAAGAACGAUGCUUCGCUCAAGGUUCUGAAGCGUGCUGACUUUGUCGAGACCGCCACUGAGCUGGUCAAGAGCGUUCUGCCCGACGCCGAGUUCCGUGUCUCCGACAGCUACAUUGGCACCAACGGCAUCGGCCACGUCUACUUCAAGCAGACUGUCCACGGUCUUGACGUUGACAACGCCGCUUUCAACGUCAACAUUGGCAAGGAUGGCCACAUUUUCUCCUACGGUAACAACUUCUACACCGGAGAGGUCCCGGCCGACAGCCCCCUGAGCAAGCGUGGCUUCACCGACCCCGUCUCCGCCUUGAACGGAGCUACCAGCAUCCUGGCCCUGCCCGUGACUGGCGAGGCUGCCGCCGAGACCGUCGAGGGUACCGAGGCCUACAAGCUCACCGGCACCUCUGGUGCUCAGGAGGACCCCGAGGCCCGUCUGAUGUACUACGUCAAGAAUGACGGCUCCCUGGCCCUCACCUGGAGAGUCGAGACCGAUAUCCUCGACAACUGGCUGCUGACCUACAUUGACGCCGAGACCAACGACGUCGUCCACGGUGUUGUCGACUACGUCGCCGAGGCCAGCUACCUCGUCUUCCCCUGGGCCUGCAACGACCCCGAUGAGUGCGACCGCGAGACCCUGACCGACCCCUGGAACACGACCGAGUCUCCUCUCACCUGGCUCAAUGAUGGUACCAGCACUUACCACACCACCCGUGGUAACAACGCCAUUGCCCAGACCAACCCCUCGGGCGGCAACACUUACCUGAACAACUACCGCCCUACCAAUGCUCAGGACAAGUUCGAGUACUCCUGGACCGCCACUGCUACUCCUCCCACGUCCUACCGUGACGCCUCGGUCACUCAGCUGUUCUUCACCGGCAACGAGUACCACGACCUGCUCUACACCCUCGGCUUCGACGAGGCGGCCGGUAACUUCCAGAUCGACAACCAGGGCAAGGGUGGCUCCGGCAGCGAUUUCACCAUCCUCAACGCCCAGGACGGCUCUGGCACCAACAAUGCCAACUUUGCCACUCCUCCCGAUGGCAAGCCCGGCCGCAUGCGCAUGUACAUCUGGACCGAGUCCACCCCCUACCGUGACUGCGCCUUCGAGGCCGGUGUCAUUAUCCACGAGUACUCGCACGGUCUCUCGACCCGUCUGACUGGUGGACCCGCCAACUCCAACUGCUUGAACGCUCUCGAGUCUGGUGGUAUGGGUGAGGGUUGGGGUGACUUUAUGGCCACCGCCAUCCGCCUCAAGCCCUCCGACACUCGCAACACCAACUACCCAAUGGGAGCGUGGGUCUACAACGACCCCCAGGGUAUCCGCUCGGUCCUGUUCUCGACCAGCUUGACCACCAACCCCAACACCUACACGACCCUCAACUCCAAGAACGAGGUCCACGACAUUGGCGAGACCUGGACCACCAUGCUGUACGAGGUCAUGUGGAACCUGAUUGACAAGUACGGCAAGAACGACAACGCCCGCCCCGACUUUGACGCCAACGGUGUUCCCACCGACGGAAAGUUCUUGACCAUGAAGCUCGUCAUUGACGGCAUGGCUCUCCAACCCUGCAGCCCCAACUUUGUCGACGCCCGCGACGCCAUUCUCGAUGCCGAUGAGGCUCUGACUGGUGGUGAGAACGCCUGUGAGAUCUGGACCGGUUUCGCCAAGCGUGGUCUUGGACAGGGUGCCAAGUACGGUGCUCUCAAGAACCGUGUCGCCAGCACCGUCAUCCCCUCGGGUGUCUGCUAA
Messenger RNA from Pestalotiopsis fici W106-1, 1917 nucleotides. RefSeq names its product Extracellular metalloproteinase. Lineage: Eukaryota; Fungi; Ascomycota; Sordariomycetes; Amphisphaeriales; Sporocadaceae. The transcript is spliced from 4 exons. The record is from RefSeq and is a predicted model, not a curated record. The coding region runs from base 1 to 1917 and encodes 638 amino acids. Gene Ontology annotation, molecular function: zinc ion binding; metalloendopeptidase activity.